Molecule: messenger RNA, 508 nt
Organism: Saccostrea cuccullata (small rock oyster)
Lineage: Eukaryota; Metazoa; Mollusca; Bivalvia; Ostreida; Ostreidae
Exons: 3
Coding region: 73-435 (120 amino acids)
Source: RefSeq, a predicted model, not a curated record
CAAUUAUCAAUGACCAGGGACUGAAGUUUUCACGUUCACAUUCAACUUAAACCGUAAAUAAAGAACUUGGUCAUGGAGAUUUCAACAUGGUUUUUGAUGCUGGUAAUAUUUUGUCCUAUUGUGCAUUCGUCUUUCGACUCGGACAUGGAAAAAAUUUUACCAACAUGCACCAUCAUUGACAGAUACAUGGAGGAUAUGAGGUGUGUUGAUCCACAGAACAUGGAGGCAAAUGAAGACAGAAUAAUAUUUGAGGCGGAAUGUCGAUGCCCAGUCUAUCAUUCGUGCUAUCUCAAGGUCAUUAACGAAAUCUCAGACGGCAACAGUAUUGUAGACAUGGCAACAGCCGAAAAACGCUACAUCUGCAAGUCGAAGAAGACGCUAGAUGCAGAAAAGAAGAAAAAUGACGAGGCGGCAAAUGUCGCCGCUUCCGGUUGAGAGCCCAUCUACUUAAAAGCAGAGAGAUGCAUAUUUUUUGUUGAAAUUUAUUGGAAUAAAAUUCAUUGAAUAU